Molecule: messenger RNA, 729 nt
Organism: Alternaria burnsii
Lineage: Eukaryota; Fungi; Ascomycota; Dothideomycetes; Pleosporales; Pleosporaceae
Exons: 4
Coding region: 1-729 (242 amino acids)
Biological process (GO): 'de novo' protein folding
Cellular component (GO): endoplasmic reticulum membrane; endoplasmic reticulum
Source: RefSeq, a predicted model, not a curated record
AUGUUGUCACGGAUAGCAGCGCUGCUACUCUCAGGAGCCGCCAUUCUGGGCGCGCAAGCCCAAACAGCCGCCCUUCCUGCAGAACUCGUCGGCACUUGGACGAGCAAGGCGAACUCGACCAUGACCGGACCUGACUUCUACGACCCCGUAAAUGAGAAAUUCACCGAGCCCAAGCACACGGGCAUCAGCUACUCCUUUACUGCCGAUGGACAUUUUGAAGAGGCAUACUACCGCGCUGUCGCAAACCCAACAGAUCCCAAAUGCCCCAAGGGCAUAAUCCAAUGGCAGCACGGAACCUACGAGAAACUCGCAAACGGUUCUCUGGUCCUCAAGCCCAUCAAGGUGGACGGCAGACAGCUUUACUCCGACCCGUGCUUUUACAAGAACUCCGUCUACACACGAUACAAUGCGAGCGAACUAUUCGAUCAUUACGAGUACGUUGCCUCGGACGCCUACCACAAGAUCCCGCGCAUCACCCUCUACAAAUGGGACGGCGCGCCCAUGAUGCCUCUGUACCUUGCCAUGUCCACGCCGAAAAUGCUACCUACCACGACCCUCAACCCUCUCGUGACGCAAACCCCUUCAGCCAAGAACUCGAAGCGCGGCGAACUACCUAUGAACCACGAAGUGCUGUACAAGAGGACGCCUGGCGCCGCCAGGGCUGAGCAGUGGUGGUGGUUCGGCGUUUUUAUGACAGCGGGUGGGAGUGUGCUCUACUACUUCUUCUAG